UGCCUGCUGCAGGGCUGCCGGAUCUACCUGUGUGGCACCAAGAGCGACCUGCUGGAAGAGGACAGGAGGAAGCGCGGCGUUGACUUCCAUGAUGUCCAGGACUAUGCCGAUGAGAUCAAGGCAGACCUCUUUGAGACCUCCAGUAAGACAGGACAAAGCGUGGACGAGCUGUUCCAGAAGGUGGCUGAGGACUAUGUCUACUUCACUGCCUUCCAGGUGAUGACAGAGGAGAAGGGUGUCGACUUGGGCCAGAGGAGUGGUGCCUACUUCUACGGCUGCUUCCACCACUGA
Messenger RNA from Merops nubicus (carmine bee-eater), 291 nucleotides. It is a transcript of the gene RAB24, whose product is annotated as RAB24, member RAS oncogene family. Gene Ontology annotation, molecular function: GTP binding; GTPase activity. NCBI's taxonomy places the organism in Eukaryota, Metazoa, Chordata, Aves, Coraciiformes, Meropidae. The annotation marks the transcript as partial. The transcript is spliced from 4 exons. The record is from RefSeq and is a predicted model, not a curated record.